Molecule: messenger RNA, 804 nt
Organism: Lachancea mirantina
Lineage: Eukaryota; Fungi; Ascomycota; Saccharomycetes; Saccharomycetales; Saccharomycetaceae
Source: the annotation of a GenBank genome assembly
AUGUCUCAAGGCAGAAAGGCCGCAGAAAGAUUGGCUGGCAAGACCAUUUUCAUCACGGGAGCGUCCGCAGGGAUCGGUCAGGCCACUGCGUUGGAAUACCUAGACGCUUCCGACGGGAAGGUCAAUUUAAUUCUCGCUGCGAGAAGACUGGAGAAACUGGAGGAAUUGAAGCAGAAAAUCGGCCGAGAAUAUCCAGAGGCCAAGGUGUUUGCCGGCAAGCUGGACGUCACGGAAUCGGCGUCGAUCAAGCCGUUUCUCGAGAAUCUACCGCAGGAGUUCAAGGACAUCGACAUUUUGAUCAACAACGCCGGCAAAGCGCUUGGGUCCGAAACUGUUGGAAACAUCGAUGCUCAGGAUAUCGCAGGAAUGAUCGACACCAACGUCUUGGGGCUCAUCAACGUGACCCAAGCGGUGCUCCCCAUUUUCAAGGCGAAAAACGCAGGCGACAUCGUUAAUUUGGGUUCUGUGGCCGGUAGAGAAGCGUAUCCAACGGGCUCCAUCUACUGUGCCACCAAGCAUGCCGUCAGAGCGUUCACACAGAGUCUCCGUAAGGAACUCAUCAACACCAAGAUCAGAGUCAUCGAAGUCGCGCCGGGAAACGUCGAAACCGAAUUCUCGCUCGUUAGAUACAAAGGUAACACGGAAACUGCCAAGAAGGUUUACGAGGGUACAGAACCACUUUACGCUGAUGACAUCGCCGAUUUGAUCGUUUAUGCCACGUCCAGAAAGCCCAAUACUGUUAUCGCCGACGUCUUGGUUUUUGCUACCAAUCAAGCAUCUCCAUUCCACAUUUACCGGGGUUGA